Messenger RNA from Salvia miltiorrhiza (redroot sage), 2469 nucleotides. RefSeq lists its product as uncharacterized. The record is from RefSeq and is a predicted model, not a curated record. The transcript is spliced from 2 exons. Gene Ontology annotation, molecular function: nucleic acid binding; zinc ion binding. NCBI's taxonomy places the organism in Eukaryota, Viridiplantae, Streptophyta, Magnoliopsida, Lamiales, Lamiaceae. The coding region runs from base 1 to 2469 and encodes 822 amino acids.
AUGAGUCAAGUUGGGAUUAUUAUACAUUAUGGUGGUGAAUUGGUGAAUGAAGAGUAUAUUGGAGGACAGAGGCGAUUGCACUUGAUUCAGCAUUGUGGAUCACAGUAUUCCAGCUUGACUAGUUAUAUCCACUUUUUAGUUGGAGCUGAUUUGAACUCGUCGUCGUAUGUGCUUAGUUCUGUUGUUAUCGGACCUGAUGGAGAUAAGAUUUUGAUGAAUCUUAUGAAUGAUUUAGAUUUAAAGUAUGUUGUUGAUAAUUGUGAAGUUCCGAAAGUUUUUGUGACUGUUGCACCUAUUUCGUUGGCUCGACCUUCUGUUGGACGUGAGUGUGUUGAUGAUAAUUUGAAUGGGAAUUUGAAUGAUGGUGAUUUUAAUGUUGAUGAUGUUGAAUUUGUUUCUGACGAUGAUAGUCUUGAUGAUGAGGAUGAUGAGUUAGAGGAUGAUGAGUUAGAGGAUGAUGUUCCUUCUAGAGUUAGAAGUCGACAUAUAGUUCCUGUUUUGCCACAUUCUUCUGUUAAUGAUGCUGUGGAUGAUCAGAAUUUUGUUGUUCAUACUAGUGCUCGACGUCAGUGGAUUAUUCCAGGUGCAGUCUAUCAAGCUUCUUUGCCUAUUGAUUCUGCUGUUGAUUUGGAGUUAUAUUCACGGGAUGGUUUGUGUGUUGGGUCUACUUUUAUGGACAAGGAAAGUAUGGUGACUGCUUUAGGUUUGUAUCAUUUGAAGAAUAGAGUUGAAUAUGUUGUUAAGCGGUCUUCGCCUUCUAGGUUUAGUGCUACUUGCAAGUAUCCAGAUCAGUGCAAUUUUUUGAUGCGUGGCAGUGCUUUGGGGACUGUUUGGAGGGUGUUUAAAUGGAGUGCACCUCAUACAUGUCAGAUGGAUUUUAGACACCAUGGUCCCCGUACUUUGUCGUCAAAGGUUAUUGGUGCUUUUUUUGCACCAAGAUUGAUGGACAAUGGUGCAGUUCUGAAACCUAAGGAGAUGGCAGCUCAGUUGCGGCGAGAGUUCGGGUUUCAUGUCGACUAUUCAGUUGCAUAUGCGGGGAGGAAUCACGCCAUCAACCUUAUUUAUGGUGAUCCAGAUAAGUCUUUUCAGAAGAUCCCGUCCUAUUUACAUAUGGUGCAACAGUGCAAUAAGGACUCCAUUAUUGAUUUGGAGACUGAUGGAGAUGGUGUAUUUAGGUACUGUUUUUUGGCUCUUGGUGCAUCUAUUCAUGGUUUCUUAUCAUCUGGUCGUCCUGUUAUAGUUGUUGAUGCUACACAUUUGAAAGGUAAGUAUAAGGGUGUGAUGUUUGUAGCUGUGACUAAAGAUGGCAAUGAACAAGUUUUUCCUCUAGCUGUGGGACUUGGUGAUAAGGAGAAUGAUAUGUCAUGGUCAUGGUUUUUUACACGUUUGAAACGUGCUUUUGGUGUUCCAAAUGACUUGUUGUUUGUUUCUGAUCAGCAUUUAAGCAUAAAGAAUGCUAUUGAAGCUGUCUUUCCUGGAGUUCCUCAUGGUCUUUGCACUUAUCAUUUGCAAAAGAAUCUUGCAAGAUAUGGUGCAAAUAUCGUAGCUAUGUUUCAGAGGGCUGCGUAUAGCUACAAGAGGGAACAAUUUGAUUUGCAUUGUGGUCAGUUGGCCUUGGUUCGUGAUAAAGGUGCUUAUACGAAGUUAAUGGAUCUUCAGCCUUCUAGAUGGUUGCGUAGUUAUUCUACAGUUCGUAGAUAUAACUUCAUGACAUCUAACUGUGCCGAGGUAUUCAAUGGUAGGCUUCGAUGGGGUAGGAGAUUGCCCGUAUGUACCUUGUUAGAGUUUGUGAGAACUUUGAUAGCUCAUUGGUUUCAAGAGAGGCGCAGCAAGGCUUUAUCUAGAUCUCAUACACUUACAGAGUGGGCGGCAUUUAAAUUGGAUAUCACAGUUGAGGAAGGUCGCACAAUGGAGGUGUAUCCCAUUAAUGAAUUCAAAUUUACAGUCUCUUCUAGUGAUCGGAGUUAUGUUGUUGACCUUCGUGCUAGGAGUUGUUCUUGUCAUCAGUUUGAUCUUGACUUGAUUCCAUGCCCUCAUGCUGCUGCUGCUAUUUUCAAAUCGAAGCAGUCUUGUAUUCCGUAUGUGUCUAGUUAUUAUUACACAGACACAUUACGUGAGAUGUAUUCUCUUGAUGUGAAUCCUAUCCCACAUCAAGAUGAGUGGGAUGUUCCUAUUGAUGUUAGGACAAGGGUUGUUGGCACACCUAACAAUCCUUCACAGUCAGGGCGUCCAAAGACUACAAGAAUUCCAUCUGCAGCAGAAUCGUCUUCAAAGUCACAUGUUACUUUUUGUUCACGAUGCCACCAAGAAGGUCAUUACAGGUCAAGUUGCAAAGAAGAAAUUCCAAUUCCAAUUCAAAGUGAAGAGCAAGAAGUUUCUCGUCAACGUCGGGCUAAGCAUUGCAGUAUUUGCCAUGAGACCGGACAUACUAAGAGAAAGUGUCCGUCAUUUGAUCCUAGUGGUUCGUAG